Scaptodrosophila lebanonensis is the source of this 2239-nucleotide messenger RNA. Its product is annotated as putative fatty acyl-CoA reductase CG8303. Gene Ontology annotation, molecular function: alcohol-forming very long-chain fatty acyl-CoA reductase (NADP+) activity. The record is from RefSeq and is a predicted model, not a curated record. Gene Ontology annotation, biological process: long-chain fatty-acyl-CoA metabolic process. Gene Ontology annotation, cellular component: peroxisome. Bases 160 to 1824 code for a protein of 554 amino acids. NCBI's taxonomy places the organism in Eukaryota, Metazoa, Arthropoda, Insecta, Diptera, Drosophilidae. The transcript is spliced from 6 exons.
GAGCGUGCGGCGGCAUUGGCAGCAACCUGAAAUUAUACCGCGCUAUCCAUAAAAAGUUAUUCGCUAAACAAUAUUUGUGUGCUUAACAAUUUUUUGGUUAGUACCGCUUUAAGAACCAGCAGCAAAUUGGCGCCACCCACUAAUCUCGAGCCCUAUAAUAUGGCUGUCAUAACGGAACAUGGCAGCGGCCGCAGCAACAGCACGAGCGGCAUCAACGGCAUCAACGGCAACGGCGAGGAUGCGCUGGCGAACACGCUGAAGGCGCAUCAGGGGCUGAGUGGUCGGCAUAUUAGCAAUGCGCUGACCGUGCCUGAGUUCUUUGCACACAAAAAUAUUUUCAUAACUGGCGGCACAGGCUUCCUUGGCACUGUGCUGAUCGAGGCACUGCUGGACACACAUCCGGAUAUUGGCACCAUCUACGUACUAGUCAGAGGCAAGCGUAAAUUCGAUCCAAACGAACGCAUAAAUCGCUUGCUGCAAAAGCCGAUCUUUCAGAAGUACAAUGAGAAGACGCUCGCCAAAGUGGUGCCGGUUGUGGGCGAGUUAAGUGAACCGAACUUUGGCUUCAGCGCCGAUAUACUGCAGGAGCUGAUCGAACGGGUCAAUGUGAUAUAUCACAGUGCGGCGACCAUUAAGUUCAGCUCACCGCUGCGAACGGCCAUCAAGACAAAUCUGACGGGUACGAUGCGUACCAUUGAACUGGCCAAGCAAUUGAAACAACUGGCCGCCUACAUCUAUUGCUCCACGGCCUUCUGCAAUAGCAACAAUCGCGGCCUCAUUUCCGAGGAAGUCUACAAGUCACAAUUCGACCCAUACGAGAUGAUGAAAAUGGCGGAAGACGAUGAGGCUUGGGUGGACUUUACGGAGCAAAAGUGCCGAGGCUAUAUUCGUGAUCACCCCAAUACGUAUACGUUUACGAAGAAUCUGUCCGAGAAUUUGCUCAUGGCAGAAAUGGCCGGUCUCCCGGCAGCCAUAGUUAGGCCAUCAAUAGUUUACGGCACAUUGGAGCAUCCCAUGAAGGGCUGGGUGGGCAACGCCAAUUCUGGGCACUUGGGCUUCCUGGCCGGCUUCGUCAAGGGCAUUUUUCGGACAAUGUGCGGGCGUGCCAAUGCUAUUAUAGACAUCAUUCCGUGCGAUUAUGUAAUCAAUUCAUCGCUGGUCAUGGGCUGGUAUGUGGGCACCCGGCCAUUGGACCAGCCCGAGGUUAUACACUGCACCUCCGGCGAGGUCAAUCCACUGACUCUGGCGCAGUUUUGCAACAUUAUCAACGACAGCGUGGAGCGUCAUCCACCGAAUAACUUUGUGUGGAAGCCAUCGGCGAAACUCCGCAAUGGCUGGCGGUACAAUCUAUUCUUCUAUCUGUUCCACCUUUUGCCCGCUAUGGUCUUCAUCAUACCGGAGAAGCUCUUUGGCAUUGGCAUGCCGCAGCACACGGCUUACGAGUAUAUGCGCGUCUUUCAGAAGGGCACCAAAGCUUUCGACUAUUUUCUUGACAAAGAUUUUCGGUACUCACUCAAGAAUGCGUUGCGCAUCUCAUCGAUCAUGCAUGACACCGAUCGCAAGCGCUAUAAUUUCGAUGCUAGUCACUGCGAUUGGUCGGAGUUCAUCGAUCGUUGCCUAAUUGGCAUUCGACGCUUUUAUUUCAAGGAAUCGGCGCUGACCACACAAUGGCAUCGCAACUACUGGAAGGUCUUCAAUGUUCUCUACUACUUGGGCUACGUUGUCAUUUUUGGAGUCCUGUACUUUGCGCUAACUCCAUUCCUGGGCGUGCAAGUCGGCUUGUCACUGUCUCUGCUCAUCUGGGGAUUUCUGGUCUGGUUGUAAUCCAAAACAAAUAAGCACCGCAUCCGCACCUUCUUCAUUUAUUCUCCGCGUUGUCAUCGUCAUAGGUUGCCUGUCUUCUCCAUGUAGAUUUUUCUUCUUAGUAGGGUAUUAUGUAUUUUACUUUAAGUCUUCACUCGAGUACAAGUCAGUUCAAUACGCGCUAUGUAUUCAUACGAUAAUUAUGUGCAUAAUUGUUCAACUACUAAAGCCAAUUUGUUUUUCAAUAAAAGAUCUACUACAAGGCAAUGCAAAUUAGCCCAAAACGUAGUUAAAUUGUGUAGCGUAGUCACAUUAACUAAACGAAUAAACAAUACCUAAAUAGUACUACAUAAAUAAAUCCAUACAAGUACAUAGGAAAUAGUCAACGUUUGUGCACUUAUAGAAUACGAUUGUAAACGUAAACGCUAAAUAAAUA